AUAAUUUAUUUCCUCAUGGGCGUGUAUGUGCUGACAGGAAAAGGUGUACCGGCUUGGAGGCACACUCUUGACUUUCUUGUCUUCUGCCCUCCCUUCAUUCGCAACAUGGAAUUCUGUCGGCUCUGCUUCGUGCUCCUCGCCUUGGUCACUGGUGGUGCUGGGCAGGCGGAUGUAUGUGGCACAGUGUUGGUCAACUCCAGGAUUGUGGGCGGUGAUACGGCACCCGAGGGAGCCUGGCCCUGGCAGGCGAGCUUGCACAGGAAUAACUUCCCCAUAUGCGGAGCAUCGCUGAUCAACAACCAAUGGGUGCUGUGUGCCACUCACUGCUUGCUAAACACACCCACCUCCAGCCUGCUGAUUUAUCUGGGCCGCCAAACCCAGGAGGGCCCCAAUGACAAUGAGCAGGUGCGCGGUGUGGCGCAAAUCAUCCUCCACGAGGACUACGACGAGCGUACCAACGACAACGAUAUUGCCCUGAUGCGGCUCUCCUCGCCUGUCGAGUUCACCACCUUUAUUCGGCCCGUCUGCCUCGCCGCUCCAGGCAGUGACGUCCCAGCCGGAACCGAAGCCUGGGUCACCGGAUGGGGCACGAUAGACAGUGGUGUCCCGCUUCCGUCGCCGCAGGCACUACAGGAAGUGACCGUUCCGGUGGUAUCCAACAGCGACUGCAACGAUGUUUACGGCAUCAUCACCAGCAACAUGAUCUGCGCUGGAACCGAAAAUGGGGGCCGGGACUCAUGUCAGGGGGAUUCAGGCGGUCCGAUGGUGAGUAAAAACGCUACGAGGUGGGUCCAACUCGGCGUGGUGAGCUUUGGACAAGGAUGCGCAUUGCCCGACAUCCCAGGAGUCUAUGCCCGAGUGUCCCAAUAUCAGACGUGGAUCACGGAACGCGUCACUGGCGACCAGCCGGGCUUCGUCGACUUUGUGCCUGGCACAACCACCACAGGGGGAGCUACGUUGGUGGUCCUUUCCGCACCUUUACUGCUCACUCUGCUGCCGACAAUCUUCACCUCUCUGGUGCUCAUGUGACGAGGACCAUCAACGUCAUGUCAACAGUGGGGGCUACAAACAUUACAUUAGAGGAAGCUAGCUACCGUAAACUCAUUUGAUUGAGUUGUCUAAUGAAGAAUUAAUUUCUUUUUCUCUUUUUCUUUUUUUUGAAAGCUCUUAGGUUUUCUGUUAUUUUUGAUGAAGUGAUCAGAAGCGAACAGUAAAAUAUGCUUCAAUACUUAGCUUUUUAUUGCACUUGGUGAUUUUACAUGACAAAAGGUUUGAAAUGUAAGCAGUCACAAACCUCAGCAUGACAACGUCCUUUUUUGUUUGCCACAGGUUCACCUCAUGUAAAGUUUUGCAUUGAAUUUCAUUUAGACGUGAAGUUGCCAAUUUGAAUGUUGAGCACUGUCAUGAAUGCUGCAAUCUGGGGUCUGAAAGAAACUGUUCUCUUGCACUGUUGUGACAUUUGAAGUUAUGAAUUCGUUUUUUAUGAUUACUCCGCAAUGUCAAAUAAUGUUUGUAUUUUUCUACUUGGGGUUGUUUCUCUUUAAUUAAAUUAUGUUGAUGUCAACAUUAA
Molecule: messenger RNA, 1570 nt
Organism: Hippocampus comes (tiger tail seahorse)
Lineage: Eukaryota; Metazoa; Chordata; Actinopteri; Syngnathiformes; Syngnathidae
Product: serine protease 33-like
Exons: 6
Coding region: 16-1029 (337 amino acids)
Biological process (GO): proteolysis
Molecular function (GO): serine-type endopeptidase activity
Source: RefSeq, a predicted model, not a curated record